AUGGGAGUCAUCGAGUUAAAAAAAAUCAUGGGGCAUAGUGGAGUUGUCUGGGGUGUUGUAUUGUAUUGUGUCUUGGUUAGUCUUGCCAUGGAAAGUGAAGAGCCAUGCUCCAGAGCUACUAGCUAUGGUGAUGCCCUUGGCAAGGCGAUAUUGUUUUUUGAAGGGCAACGUUCUGGGGAACUGCCUUCCGACCAGCGAGUAAAAUGGAGGGGAAAUUCUGCUCUCUCCGAUGGCAAGCCUGAAAAGGUGAAUUUAACAGGAGGCUACUAUGAUGCUGGGGAUAAUGUUAAAUUUGGAUGGCCAAUGGCAUUUACUGUUACUUUAUUGAGCUGGGCUGGAAUUGAGUACCAGAAAGAGAUAUCUUCUGUCAACCAGCUGGGUUAUCUCCACACCGCAAUCCGUUGGGGCACUAACUUCAUUCUGGAAUGUCAUACUUCAUCCACAGCAUUUUACACCCAGGUUGGGGAUGGAAAUGCUGAUCAUCAAUGCUGGGAACGUCCUGAAGAUAUGGACACUCCUCGAACACUCUACAAGAUAACUCCAAAUUCGCCAGGAACUGAGGCUGCAGCCGAGGCAUCAGCCGCUCUUUCAGCCGCUUCAAUUGUUUUUAAGGCUGUUGACCCCAGCUAUUCCACCAAGCUAUUACAACAAUCACAAUCAUUGUUUGAUCUGGCAGACAACUAUAGAUCAUCUUUUAAAGAUUCUUGCCCUUUCUACUGCUCAUUCUCAGGUUAUCAGGAUGAAUUGUUGUGGGCUGCAACUUGGCUAUACAAGGCAAGUGGAGACAACAAGUACUUGAGCUACAUCUCGAGCAAUAAAGGAUGGAGUCAGGCAGUGUCAGAAUUCAGUUGGGACAACAAAUUUGCCGGAGCUCAGACAUUACUUGCAAAGGAGUUCUAUGGUGGGAAGCAGGAUUUGGACAAGUUUAAGAGUGAUGCAGAGUCAUUUGUAUGUGCAUUGAUGCCAGGGAGUAGUUCCGUACAGAUUAAAACGACUCCUGGUGGGCUUCUGUAUACUAGAGAUAGUUCUAAUUUGCAGUAUGUCACAAGCUCUUCCAUGCUGCUAUUUAUCUACUCCAAUACCUUGACAGCAGCUCAUGUUAAUGGAGUCCAGUGUGGCUCUGCACAUUUCUCUGCACUUCAGAUUAAAGCCUUUGCAAAAUCACAGGUGGACUAUAUACUUGGGAGCAACCCCAUGAAGAUGUCAUAUAUGGUGGGGUUUGGCAGCAAAUAUCCAACUCAAAUGCACCAUAGGGGCGCAUCCAUCCCCUCAGUCCAAGCUCUCCCAUCAAAGGUUGGCUGCAAUGAUGGCUACUCUAGUUAUUACUUUUCUAGUCAACCAAAUCCAAACACACAUGUAGGUGCCAUUGUCGGAGGUCCAGAUUCAAAUGACCAAUACAAAGAUUUAAGAUCAGACUACUCUCACGCUGAACCUACAACUUAUAUGAACGCAGCUUUCGUGGGCUCAGUGGCUGCUUUAGUAGCUGAAAGCAAAGCAGACUGCCCGUCACAGCUGUGGCAGCUGACUGGAAACAAGAAGGUGGCUGAUUACAUGUAGCUUAGAUGAAGUGAAUGUAAUUAGUAUUUAGUACUAUAAAUUGUCUCUUAUGUUCAAUUAUAAGCUUUGUUGCUGACAUGAAUUUGUAUUAAGCCACAAAAUAAUAUCGAACUACUGAACAAUUUAUAUAUAUAAGUAAGGUCUACUGAAUUUCAAA
Populus nigra (black poplar) is the source of this 1714-nucleotide messenger RNA. Its product is annotated as endoglucanase. Gene Ontology annotation, biological process: carbohydrate metabolic process. Bases 1 to 1557 code for a protein of 518 amino acids. Gene Ontology annotation, molecular function: hydrolase activity, hydrolyzing O-glycosyl compounds. The record is from RefSeq and is a predicted model, not a curated record. NCBI's taxonomy places the organism in Eukaryota, Viridiplantae, Streptophyta, Magnoliopsida, Malpighiales, Salicaceae. The transcript is spliced from 8 exons.